Messenger RNA from Lepus europaeus (European hare), 2906 nucleotides. RefSeq names its product zinc finger protein 329 (gene ZNF329). Lineage: Eukaryota; Metazoa; Chordata; Mammalia; Lagomorpha; Leporidae. Gene Ontology annotation, biological process: regulation of transcription by RNA polymerase II. The coding region runs from base 249 to 2045 and encodes 598 amino acids. The record is from RefSeq and is a predicted model, not a curated record. The transcript has 7 exons. Gene Ontology annotation, molecular function: DNA-binding transcription factor activity; RNA polymerase II cis-regulatory region sequence-specific DNA binding.
CUUUGGGGCUGCAGGCGAAGGCCGGGUGUGCAGGAGGAAGGCGCUCGUCGGGGCACCUCGGCGACCCAACUGUACAGGAGGUACGAUCAGGGGGCUGGAUCAGAAGUAGGGCAGCUGGGACUCAAACUGAUGCCCAUAUUGGAUGCCGGUGUUGAAGGCAAUGGCUUACCUCACUAUGCCACAAUGAGGGUCCCUUGAUCUGCAUCUUGAACCCAGCUCUCUGCUGUGGCCUGGGGAAGCAGGAGAAGAUGACCAAGUCCUUGGGCCCCUGCACCCACGUGGGAGACCUGGAAGAAGCUCCUGGUUCCUGGCCUCAGAUUGACCCAGCUCCGGCUGUUGCUGCCAUCUGGGGAGUGAAUCAGUGGAUGGAAGACCUCUCUCCCCCUCUCUCUCUGCCUCUGCCUGUCUUCUGGGAUGUGAAACUGAAAAUGAUAACUCAGAAUAUUCCUGAUGAAGAAUUAUCCUGUGAUGUAGAAAUGGAAGGAUUUAGGACAGAGAGUCCCUGUUUCUCCACUGUAAGUGACAGUUGGGAUUAUGAGAACCAAGAGGAACAUUUGAGGCAGUCAGCUUUAACCCAGGAGAAACCAGGGGCUCAGGAAACAAGUUGUGAAUGUCCUGGUUUUAGGGAGAAUGUGAAUGCAAACUCAGACCUUUCAACACCUCGGAGAGUUCCUAUAACAAAUGGCUUUCAUAUACAUGACUCAGAUGUUCAAAGUUUGGAUUGUGAUCUAACCCUACACAGUUGUCCCCAAAGUUAUACGGCUAAGAGAACCAACAACAGUGAUGCCUGCGGAAAAUCCUCCAACCAUUCCAUGGAAGUUUUACAGCUUGGAAGAAAUCAAAUGAAAGAUAAAUUCUAUAAAUACCCCCAAAAUGUUAAAUCUUUCAAUCAUUUUACCUUCCUUGGUGAUCAGAAAAUAACAAAAAGAGCCAAGAAACUGUAUGAAGGCAAGGACUUUGAGGGCAUCUUUACCCUGGGUUCAUCUCUUGAUGAAAGUAGGAGGAGUUACCCUGGAGAGAAGCCAUAUAAAUGUACUGAAUGUGGCAAAUGCUUCAAACGGAAUUCCUCUCUUGUUUUGCAUCACCGGACUCACACUGGAGAAAAGCCUUAUACCUGUAGUGAGUGUGGAAAAUCCUUCUCUAAGAACUACAACCUGAUUGUGCAUCGAAGGAUCCACACAGGAGAGAAGCCGUACAAAUGCAGUAAGUGUGGGAAAGCUUUCAGUGAUGGGUCAGCUCUGACACAACACCAGAGGAUUCACACAGGUGAGAAGCCUUAUGAAUGUGUAGAGUGUGGAAAAACCUUCAACCGCAAUUCUUCCUUGAUUUUGCAUCAAAGAACUCAUACAGGGGAAAAGCCAUACAGAUGCAAUGAGUGUGGGAAACCCUUCACUGACAUUUCCCACCUCACUGUGCAUCUCAGAAUCCACACUGGUGAGAAGCCCUAUGAGUGUAGCAAAUGUGGGAAGGCUUUCCGAGAUGGUUCAUACCUUACCCAGCAUGAGAGGACCCACACUGGAGAGAAACCAUUUGAAUGUGUGGAAUGUGGAAAAUCCUUUAAUCGCAAUUCUCACCUCAUUGUGCAUCAAAAAAUCCAUUCUGGAGAGAAACCCUAUGAAUGUAAAGAAUGUGGGAAAACUUUCAUUGAGAGUGCAUACCUCAUCAGGCACCAGAGGAUUCAUACUGGCGAGAAGCCCUAUGGCUGUAACCAGUGUCAGAAACUUUUCAGGAAUAUUGCUGGCCUCAUCCGGCACCAAAGGACUCAUACUGGUGAGAAGCCCUAUGAAUGUAAUCAGUGUGGCAAAGCUUUCAGGGACAGCUCCUGUCUGACCAAGCACCAGAGAAUUCACACUAAGGAGACUCCAUACCAUUGUCCAGAAUGUGGGAAGUCCUUCAAGCAGAACUCUCACCUGGCUGUACAUCAGAGACUCCAUAACAGGGAGGGUCCCAGCCAGUGUCCUCAGUGUGGGAAAACAUUUAGAAGGAGCUCAUCCCUUGUCCGACAUCAAAGAACACACCCUAAGGAGCAACUUGUGGAAACAUAAUUAAUCUGGGCCACCUUAUUCUCUCAGUUUUGCAGAAAAUUCUCAGAAACCUUCAUGAAAUAGAAACUGAUUUCUCAAAUGAGUAAUGAAAAUAAUUAAGUUACAGAGGAUGGACACUCCUGACCUAAGAGGAGAUGCUGCUAUGUGGACUGGGAAAUUGGGAGAAGUCCUCUGCGGUGUUGCUGAGCUUACUGGAGAGAAACCUUGGAAAUACAACAACUAAAGAUAUGGUUCCUGGCCUGGAGCCAAAAGGCAUUUCCUGAGAAGAGUGACCUGUUAUUUAUACAGAGCUCCUUUGACCUUCACCUGGGUUUAUGCUGAGGUGACUUGGGAUGGGGUGAGAACAUGGUGGACCAUGAGAUUUAGUGAGUUUCAGGCUCAUCUGCAGGGUGGCAGCCUGGAGAGGACAAGGAAGCUCUAUGCACUUUCCAGUCCCCUUUGUAUCGCUGCUAUCUGGCUGUUCCCAAGUUAUAGCUUUAUAAUAAAUCGGUAAAUACAGUGUUCCUACAUUCUGUGAACCACUCUAGCAAAUUACUUUACCUGAGAUGGCUACGUAGGAAUGCCUACAUUUGGAUUCAGGUCGCUUGUGGCUGCUAUCUGACAUGGACUGAGGCUUUGACCUGUUGGGUCUGCUCCAAUUCAGGGUAGUUAGUGUCUGAAUUGAACUGUUGGAUGUUCAGUUAGUAUAGGAGAAUUGGUUAAUGCUGGGGAAAAAGUUAUACAUUUGUUGUUAGAAAUAAACAAACACUCCAGCAUCCACAGUAAAAAAAAUGAAUCUCAACAUAAACAUCACAUAUUACAUAAAAAUUAACUCAAAAUCGAUGAUGAGCUUAAAUGUAAAAAAUAAAACUAAAACUGUUG